AUCACAAGCAGAGCCUACUGCACGAUUUGUAUGCUCUCAACUCUAAAGCAACAUAUUUCUGCGAAAGAUCAUUAAAGGUAUUUCCAUUCAAUACAAACAUAGUGCUGAUGCAGCCGAAAUUUGAGAGCAAGGAAAGUGGUCAAUAGCAGACCAAAUCCUCCAUUGGUACGAGUAAUUCCUCUGGCACGAGUAGCUCUUCUGGUCUCAGCGCCGUCGGUGUACCCCUUGGCGAUUCCAAGUCCAACGCAAUGAAGGCCAAGUACCGUCUGGUCCAACGAUGGUGUGCGCUUAGUUUGGAACCAUACGUGGACGAGUUCGGGGAUCGUACUUCAAUCGGCGUCCAAGAAGCUCAUGUCAUCCCCAAAGCGUUUGGCCCUCGAGCAAUCACUGCUCUUGAACAUGCUUGGGGUAUCGGAGCUGGCGCAUUGAAGAGGGUCAAGGACGGUCCUCUCAAUAAGAUCCCUCUCCGCGCUGAUUGGCAUGACUGUUUCGAUUCGUCCCAAUUUAUCCUUUUGCCGCGAAGUGAAGUAUUAAACAGGAUUCGAUUCGAAUUCGACAAAUAUCCUAAGAAUCUUGCGAACGCCGGUGAGGCAAUUCCGUGGAAUAAGCCGAAAAUCCACCACUAUAUCUACAUUCCGAUUGGCGGCUAUUGCCAGACUACCCCUCUAUUCCGCCGUCAGUUCAAGGCGAAUAAGCCUUUCGAAGAAUUGGAAACGGACAGCGGCAAAUUCUUCCGGCCCCUGGACUUUGACGAUUUCCCUGUCGUCGAGUCAACAGUUCACCCAUACGCUAUGAUCUGGAAAGCACUUUACGAGCUUCGUGACAAACAUGUCGACGAGCUCAACAUUAGCGGCUCUCUGAAGUCUCUCUGUUUCAAAGCAAAAAGCAUCGUUGAGUGCUGGAAGCUGCAGAUGAUUUCCGCCGGACAUGUCGUCCCGUGGUCCGAGCCUAUCAAUAGGGAUGGUGACGGGGACGAAAGCGAUAGGAGUGGCGACAACAGCGAUAACGACAGCAACGUCGCACCCACUUCUGACGGCCGCGCUUCUUCGCAAGACCAGAGGUCUGAUUCAAGCGUUGACGGGAACAGCAAUGCCGCACCUGCUUCAAAAGGUGCUUUCGAUCGCUCCUCGCAUGAACAGCCCGCCGAAGGGGAGACUGAAGUCUCGUAUUCCAACUACCAGCCCUCCCUCGACUACUCUUUUUCCAAUUCAAGCUCUACUCCUGCCCUGGACGAUGAACAGUCGCAGGAAGACGACGGCAGACCUCACGACCUCGCGUCCUACCAACCCUGGAGCGUCGAUGCCUGGCGUUCGAAAGGCCUGCAUGUCGUCGGUGACGACGACACGCAAGUGCACGACGACGAGCACUCGCUCGUCUAUGACUCAGAUGCUCCCUCCAUUUAUCUCGAAGAGAAGGCGGCGGCGCUGCCGGUAGGUGAGUACGGCCACUGGGAGCCAGACUUCAUGAAAAGGAUGGACGAGAGACGCAUAAGGCAGUUGGCACUCAGGCUCGGAUAUGUAGACGAUGAUGAUGCGGAGAUGAAUUAGUGUUUCGCAGUCGUAGUAUUUCUCGUCUCUCUACCUUCACGAAUUCUCUUGUCGGACCUCACGCUUUCGCCAGUCAUUUUCUCAGUUCUCCUUUGCUCUCGAAUGUGCUGUGUAAGACAUGUAAUUUU
This is a messenger RNA of Stereum hirsutum FP-91666 SS1, 1675 nucleotides long. RefSeq lists its product as uncharacterized. NCBI's taxonomy places the organism in Eukaryota, Fungi, Basidiomycota, Agaricomycetes, Russulales, Stereaceae. The transcript is spliced from 5 exons. The annotation marks the transcript as partial. The record is from RefSeq and is a predicted model, not a curated record.